AUGCCGCUUCCGUGGAACAAGGUGAAGAGCACAAGAAUUUCCCAGCUGGUGAAUGGUCACUUGCAGAACUCUCAAAGAAGACGUGGGGACUCUUCUCUUAUGGUGGAGACUGGGUUCCCCACUUCCCUUGUGGAUUUUUACAUCAAGAAUCGAGAAAAACUGAAAAAACCAUCGAAGAAAAAGAGGGAAAAAUCAUCUUCUACGAAGUUUGAUGAUGCAGCGAUUUCUCGAUCCUCGCCAUCUCCUAUGCAUUCGCCUUCUCUUGAUCCCUCUCAUACUUCGCCUUCUCCUGAUCCCACUCCUCUGGCUUCACCUGUGCAUAGUCCAUCGCUUUUGGCUUUGACUCCAGAGUCAACGGGUGAGAAUGGUGGGGAAGAUGUGGGAAGUGGUCUUAAGAAGGGCGUGGAUACUAACAGGAUUUUCCUGGCAGUUGUGAAAAUGUUUCUUGUUGUGGUUUUGGCUUUCGGGUCCAAGAAAUUCGCUUUUGGGUUCACGGCAUCGGCGUUCUUUUUGUUUUUCGUCGAUUAUGUGUUGAAACACUUGAUUGGAUUGUUGAAGCCGUCUUUAGAAGCACAGAAGGGGUUAAGAUUGAGGGUGCAAAGGGUUUGGAGAAUUUUCAGUUUCGAAGAGGACAAGUUUGUUUGGAAGAAAGCUGGUAUUGUGAAGUCGGAGAUACAACAAGUGGAGUGUUUUAGCCCGGUUUAUUCUGGUUUGAAGGAUUGUGAAUCGAGUUUUCGAACUGAAGAAACUCAAUUUGUAGGAGAAAAGUGUUAUUUGCCCCGUAUCAAGGAAAUUCUGCGCGAGGAGAUAAUCGAAGAGUCUGGCUAUGAUGGGGAUAUGGGAUAUGUAGAAAUGGAUAGACAAGAACCAAUGACUGCAUUGUCAGGACCGGAGAGAAAGAAGUCCAGGAGGUCAAAGAUAAAAUCGAAAAUGAAGAAAUUAAUGCCAAAGAAGUUUCGAAGUUCAAGGAGAAAGGAACAUUCUGAAAGUAGUGAAAUUUGUCCAAUCAAGGAAGAUAAGAAACACUCAGAAAGUGGUGAUAUUAGUCCAACCAAGGAAGACAACAUUGCUGUACGUGAAGAACAAGAAGCAAAUGCAUACGAGGAUGUAAGGGAAUUAGAAAGUCAUUGCAAGAUGUCUUCUUUAUCAAGUGAAUUGUAUGACAGGGAAGAUUUUGUUGCUGCCGGUUAUUGUAGACAUGAAUUGUCGAAAGGUAAAGAGGCGAGUCUAAAUGGGGAACAGGAGAGAACAAAAGAGGGACAGAUUUGGAUGUAUUUUGUACCCUGUUUGAUUGUUCUUAUUGGACUUAUUGAGGGUAGGAUAUUCGCCCUUUUCCUUACAUUAUUCUGGUGCUUGCUUCUGAAAUCAGGCGAAACACUACCUAGAUACAUAAAGGUUCCUAGAAUCUGGUCUUUUGCUAAAAUAUCUAAUUAG
Messenger RNA from Fraxinus pennsylvanica, 1434 nucleotides. Lineage: Eukaryota; Viridiplantae; Streptophyta; Magnoliopsida; Lamiales; Oleaceae. The record is from the annotation of a GenBank genome assembly.